Messenger RNA from Cladocopium goreaui, 2742 nucleotides. The record is from the annotation of a GenBank genome assembly. NCBI's taxonomy places the organism in Eukaryota, Dinophyceae, Suessiales, Symbiodiniaceae.
AUGCUGGCCCUUGAAUGUCCAUGGUUCCUCCCAACUGAUCCCGACAUCGUGAGGCUCGCUCCGAUGAAGAAGCUCUACAUCUGUGGCACUGGUGGCUACGUGGACCUCCAAAAGAUGCUGAUUGAGGACAUGUCUGAGCGGAAAGUUGAGUGCGGAGCCUGCCUGACUGCAUUGAACCAGUACGAGUUCUCCGGACCAUCCCUAAAGAAUGCCAUUGACGCUGCAAUCGCUCAGAGCAAAUCUUCUGUUGACCAGCCUGCCAAGGAGGAUGAGGCAGAGACGCCUGCUGCUGACGCUAGCGCUGCGGCCAAUGUUGGGCCUGCUGCCACUGACGCAGAAGCACCAGAUGCAUGGAGAAAGUAUGUGGAAUCCUUUGCUCCACACAUUGAGCUUCUCGAACCAGGCAAGUUCGGCAAGACAUUGCCUUACCGUUGUCGGCUAUGCCGCACCCGGCGGCAAGUGGAUGGCAAAGUAGGCGACUUGGUGGAGCCCAAAGUUUCUGCGGCCAAGUACUAUCUGGGACAGCAUUUCAGGACACAAAAGCACAUUGAACAAUUGGCAGCUUUUGAGAAAGAAGGACAGCCACAGAAUCAGAAGGAAAUCGUCCCGUGUCAGGGCUUGCAAGUCAAAAAUUCCAUCUCUGGUGGCCUACUUUACUACAUGCGCACUGAGUUUUCCACAUGGGCUGCCUUCACAAAUUUGGAGAGCUUGGCAACGCACUCCUAUUGGCAAGAGCCAAAUGGUGCUGGUUGGAUCAUACGAUCCUCGGGCUGUGAUCAAAACAUGGAAAAGACAAAGGAAGAUUGGCAGACAUGUCCGGAGUGCAUCCACUUGGGUUCUGGAAAGAGAUCAGUGGUGAGAAAUGUGACCCGCUUCACUCAAAAGUACCUCUGGGCCAAGCUCCUGAAUGCCAGACUUUUUCAGGGAGCUGAAGCACGUGAGUUGGUGGAAGAGGAAGUGCGAAAAUCAGCAGCAUUUCGUUCUGACCCCAAGGAAGCAGAGAAAGUCUUGAAGCUUCCAAACCACCAUUUACAGCAGCUGGUACGUGCCACAUGGACGCACACCAAUGCAACUCAAGUCACCCCGCAAUGCUUGGACUUCCUCACUACCGUGGUCAAACCCACACUCCGGUGCAACGUCAGUUCAUUUGAGGGGUGCUUCCAAGAUGUCGCGGCCCGUUUUGAGGCCAUGAUAGCCAGCCGGGAUGUCAAUGAUGCGGAACUGUCCAAGCUGAAGCUGGCCGCGGCUGCCUUGGAUGGAAGCAUUGAAAGCAACCCUCUUCUGGAGGGGAUGGCUCUUGCCUGCCUCCGUUUGAUGGACAAGCAAAAGAGGGGAGUCGAGACGAUGGCUGGCCGCCCCAGCAAAGACCGCACUGAGCGAGAAUUUGCACUGGUGGCUGACGCAGGGAUGCGUUUGGCUAUGGCGACUGGCAACGGAAAGCUGGGCAAGCAGUUUGGCAUUCGAGGCGACAUCAGGACCAAACUUGAUGACCUGCAUGGAAUGAGCAUACCAUGUCCAGCAGUAGCACUGAUAUGGGAUGAAGUGAUGCGGGAGAACUGCAAUCUUCUCGACCAGCGCUUCAACGUGAAGCCGUACUCACUGAAGCGCCGGCUCUGGUGCUGCUUUGAUGCAACGUACCUUUCACCGGCGCUUUGCCAGUUGCAGCUCCACAACAAGUAUGGUUUGGUCGGGGGUGUAUGGGCACCAGGUGCUGAAGAGGCUUGUUUCAUCGACAUGGACGAUGCAGUUGAGGUCAAAAACAUACCUCGAGCAUCGACGAUGUUAGAAUUCUUGGUGUAUGACCCUUGUGCCGUGCGCAAGACACCCUUCUCCGUGGCUUCCAUGCCCAUGGAUCAUUCGUUUGGAGGCAAUGGUGUACAUGGAUCUCUGAAGGCAAACUGGGCAAUGCUGGAGGUGGUGGGCAGGUUUUUGUCCUAUGCCCACAAGGUGGUACUUGGAGUUUGCUUCGAUGCUCACUCCUCACAUUCAUUUGUGAGGAAGCUGCUCCAUGGGCAAACUGAUGACGUCAAUCUCGACCACUUGGAGAAGGUACCCUUCUUUUCAAAAUUGACCUACCGGCCCUUGCCAAAACACAAUUUGCCAAGGCUGCCCCUCCAAAUAGCCUUGCAUGAAGACCAGCCGUUCUUUGCAAUGUGCGGACCGUGCCUUCGGCAGAACGGCCUACCGCCAAGUGCAUAUGCCCGCACCAACCCCAUGAGUGACAAGCUAAACGCUUUGAUCAACAAUCCCUUCUUUCUGGUUGAGUCGGCAGAUGGGCCAUUGUCAAGUCUCCAUGUGCCCUGGUGCAACAAGGGCAUGACAGUCCACAAUCUGGUGGUCAGUCUUUGCACGAGCCCAGUGACACACAAGGAUCUGUCCUUGGCUCAAAGGUGUGAAGCCAGCCUUGCUGGUUUCUUGGCCCUGGACAUGUUCAGGAUGCUGUCAAUUCAGAUUUCAGCAGAGCUGGGUUUACCCACAGGCUCGACCUUCAUGUCGGGUCAAACUAUGUGGAAUUUACAGGGUUCUGCCCUCGCCACGGUUGCAAUUUCCUGUGCGAAACCCAAAGGGUUCGCACCAUGGAAACAUGGUGAAGGACGCCUAUCAGAGAUAGCGGUAGAGCAGUUCUUUGGCCAGCUGCGCGGCCAAUUGCUGCAGCAAGACGUGCAAUCAAGGUCAGUGAUGAGCUCAACAAGGCCAAGAACAACUUCCCGGAUGCCAGCAAAACUGGAGAAGAUCCUUUGA